UGUUGGUCUCCACCGCAACUGAAACUUACUCACUCUGCCCCCAUUCUCUCUCCUUCCAUUCUCUCUCUCUCUACUUUUACCAUCUUGAAAUUUUCCCAGAAAAUUCACAGGACUACACCAAAUCGAGAUACUUAUUCGCUUUCCUUUUCCGAUUGAUUUGGUUUCUUUCUUCUUUCAAACCACACGACCCUUUAAAGUAUGUGAGCCUCUGUCCUGUUUUUCAGUCCGCACCUUUUAUUUUCUACCUUUGUUAAAAGUUCACUCCUUUAAUCUGCAAAUCCGAUAUUGUUUCGUGGUAUAAGGCUGUCGCUUUCUUUCUCCAAAACCCACCUUUUAAUGUGUUUUUUCUGUCAGAUUUUCUGAAUCUGCGCGUGGGUUUGGGUAACCUUCUCUUUGACGACUCUUUAACUUUAUUAGUUACAAAUCUUGAAACUCAUACUUUACCAAUCCACGCUCAUCACAUUGAAGUGGUCUCUCGGCUAUCAAUGCGAAUCUGAUAAACAGAAUGGAUCACAAUUUGUUAUGUCCGAUCAAAUACACCGAGCACCGGAACGUGACGAAGAAGCUCGCUAAGCCCUCGACUAUAAAGCCGAAAAAGAUUUCCGAUGGCCGGAGAGUACUACCGGAGGGCGUGCAGAGAGUUGUGCGGGUCUCUGUCACUGAUCCUGACGCCACGGACUCCUCGAGUGACGAAGAGGAUCUGCUUUUCCAUCGACAGCGUGUGAAGAGGUACAUCGACGAGAUUAGUAUCGAGACUGCUUGUAAGAGCAGUGUGGUGGCCAGUAAUGGAAAGAAGAGAGCGCUCUCGACCGCCGGAGAGGCGAACCGGAAACCGUCGAGGGCGGGUAAUGCGACGGCCGCCGGAAACGUCAAGAAGUUUCGCGGGGUGCGGCAACGGCCGUGGGGGAAGUGGGCGGCGGAGAUCAGAGACCCGACGCGGCGUGUGCGGCUGUGGUUGGGGACGUAUGACACGGCGGAGGAGGCCGCGAUGGUUUAUGAUAACGCGGCUAUUAAGCUCCGGGGACCGGAUGCUUUGACGAACUUCGUCACUCCUCCGGUGGAGGAACCGGAAAAGGUGGAGGUUGAGGUUAAUGUGGCGUCGGUUUCCGGCGGCUAUGAAUCCGGUGAGGAGUCGAAUAAUUUAUCGUCUCCGACUUCGGUUCUUCGUUAUAGAACUAAAUCUAGUGAAGAAGAAGCAGAGCAGCCUAACGGCUCUCCCUUCAAAGAAGGGAAAGCAACCCAACCAGUUGAAGAACCGGUUAAGGAAACAUAUGGGCCGGUUGAAGAGAUCGAACCGGUUGAAGAAUUUCAGGAGUGUCAUGGAGAAACUAAUUAUUUACCACCCUAUGAUAGCUACGCCUCCGGUGAAUAUGAGUUGCCACUGGACACCAUAUACGGCGAGGAUUAUCCUCUUGAUUUCGAUUUCCUACUACCGGAGCCGCCGGAGCCAAUUUUUGAUACGGAUUUUGGAGAUUCCAACACACAAAUGUUUGGUGAUAGUAUAAACUAUGAAUCGAUGUGGCGAGUAGAUGAGGGUUUUUCUGAUGACAUCAGUCAUUAUUUUGCCUCUGAUUCUAUACCGGCACUAUGAAUCCGGUUGGUUAGUCGAUUUGUCGACAAAUUUUGUAACAGACAGUGGCAAAAACCGGCUAGUUUUUUUAUUUUAUAAAAUAGUAUUUUUCAAUAUUUGUUUUUGAUCAAAUGUCCACAUUGUGUGGACCUUUUUUGAGAGAGUAAUAUAUUUAAUGCAAUUACAUAAUUUAUUUUGCUAUUUAUUUAUUUAUUUUUAUUUUUAUUUUUAUUUUUUUGUGUUAAUGUAUGGUAUAUUUACUGUGGCAUCAUUUUUUUAGGUGCACGAGGGUAAGCGCGAUUUGCGGUUUUGGCGUUUGACUAAGUAGUCAUAUAAUGCUGGUGUGAAAUAAAGAGUGUGUAUAGUUUGUAUUGUGGUUUUGGUGGUGUGUAUGUUAUUAUGUUCACAUAUAACUCUGGUGUGAAACAAAGAGUAGAAUAGGAAUA
Molecule: messenger RNA, 2016 nt
Organism: Cornus florida
Lineage: Eukaryota; Viridiplantae; Streptophyta; Magnoliopsida; Cornales; Cornaceae
Product: ethylene-responsive transcription factor CRF4
Exons: 1
Coding region: 506-1591 (361 amino acids)
Biological process (GO): regulation of DNA-templated transcription
Molecular function (GO): DNA-binding transcription factor activity; DNA binding
Source: RefSeq, a predicted model, not a curated record